GAAAAAGGGAAAAAGUCUGAAAGGAUCGUUCUUUUUUGGUAUAGAAAAAGAGGUGAGUCCAAGUCUAAAAUGUCUAAUUGUCUGGGCCUAUUUAUAGAACCCAUGACCAUGAGACCACCACCUUCCUCGACCACCUCUGCAGCUCUGCUAUGAAAAGAAACCAUGUUUCUUUCUCUCCCACAUUCCAAUUCCAUCUCUGUUUUCAUCCUAGAUAUUUUUUGAGUGAAUCAGAGGAGAGAAACCAAAAAUGAGGAAUCGAUCCUCAAAGCAAGGGAUGAAAGGAGGAUCAGAAAUGGAGAUGGAUGAGAAGAAAGAAGGACCUCACCUCUCUGGUGCUUACAUCCGUAGUCUUGUCAAACAACUAAGUUCCUCCAGAACCAAAGACCCUUCCAACCAUAAACCCACCACCACAGUUGCUGGAGAUUGUGAUGAUGGGUUCCAUCUUAGCGAAGUUUUGGGUGAGACCCAACAACCAAAUCAAAACCAACAACAACCACAACCUCAACAACCCAAGAAACAGGUGAGGAGAAGACUCCAUACUAGUAGGCCUUACCAAGAAAGGCUUCUAAAUAUGGCUGAGGCAAGGAGAGAGAUUGUGACUGCACUUAAGUUCCAUAGAGCUUCCAUGAAACAAGCCAAUGAACAACACCCACUCCAAACAUUGGAACCUCCACCACCCCAAAUUCAACCUCCUCAACCUUCCUUACAACAUGCAGAGAAGAUGAAAUCCAGAAGAAACCCUAGAGUACUCCAUCAAUUAGACAACACCACCACCAACUACUCCAAUUAUGUAGCCUACUCUCCACCCCUUGCCUUCCCCCCUCAGACUCAUUUCUCAUGGCCUUCUUCUUCUUCUUCUUCUUCUUCCCCUAUUGAGAACUACAAUUUUUCCCUACCCAAUCAAACCCUAGGCCUAAAUCUCAACCUCCAUGAUUUUACCUACAACAACAACCCAUCAAUCUACUCAUCAUCCUCCUCCUCUUCCUCAUCAUCUUCUUAUUCUCCUCCAACUGCCAUGGAGGAAGCUCCACCAUCAUCUUCCACCAUAUCAGCCGAAGAACCUCCAAUGAUGGAUGAUGGUAGUGACUGUGGUGUGAGGAAGGAAAGUCUUCUCCAUCCGGCCAUGGAUGAUGAGGAGAUGGCAGAGAUCAGAUCCAUUGGAGAGAAGCAUCAGAUGGAAUGGAAUGAUACUUUGAAUUUGAUGACAUCAGCUUGGUGGUUUAAGUUCCUCAAGACCAUGGAGAUCAGCCCAGACCAGGAGAGCAAACAAGAAGAUGGGUUUUACAACCCCUUUGAUGAGAUCAUGGAGUUCCCAUCUUGGUUGAAUGCAAACGCAGAUGAGAACUGCUUCUUGCAACAGAAUUUGGAGUAUUCCCAAGAUCCUGCCUUGCCCUGCAUGGAUAUUGGAGAAAUUGAUGGAAUGGACGCCGAGUGGUUACACUAAGUGGACAAGUGGAGUGGAGAUUGAUUAAUUUUUGUUAUCAACUCUUGGUUUGUUUUCUUCUUCUUUUUUGGGUCCAUUUUUCCCUAUUAAUAAAGGCUUGAUAAGGUGUGAAAUACCACAAGCGGAAGAGGAGAAUAAUGGUAGAAAUGAAACACUUGCCUUUUUCCUUGAGAAUUCCUCAAACCAA
Molecule: messenger RNA, 1631 nt
Organism: Macadamia integrifolia
Lineage: Eukaryota; Viridiplantae; Streptophyta; Magnoliopsida; Proteales; Proteaceae
Exons: 2
Coding region: 248-1444 (398 amino acids)
Source: RefSeq, a predicted model, not a curated record